GAAAAUUCUGAGCUGAUUCAAUAUGGCGGCGCCAUAGUGCCGUAUCAGAGCGACAACGGGACAACAAAAUAAGAGACGGUUAUAUUAUCGGGUUGUUUUUGGUUUUUGUGGGUCAGUGUAACGGUUAUACGAAUAAACCAGUAGCUCUGCUUCAGCUAGGCGUUGAAGAGGCAGCGUGUAAGUGCUGUAGACGGACUGACUUCACCACUAUAUUACAGCAGCGAUGUCAUUUGCCGAGCCGACCACAGACACCACACCCUUCUUCUCUGAUGAGGAGGAGGAGGGGACAGAUAUAAAGGGAGAGGGGCAUUCGAAUCAGCCGGAGGCAGAGAGUCCGAGUGGAGUGUCCAAUAAGAGAGCAGUGAUGACCGUGGUGGUCCUCUGCUACAUCAACUUGCUGAACUAUAUGGACAGAUUCACUGUAGCAGGUGUGCUUCCGGAUAUUGAGAAGUUCUUCAACAUCAGUGAUGGCAAAUCUGGGCUGCUCCAGACUGUCUUUAUCUGCAGCUACAUGAUUCUUGCACCAGUCUUUGGUUAUCUGGGUGACCGGUACAACAGGAAGUGGAUCAUGUGUGUGGGCAUCAGCUUCUGGUCCUUAGUGACAUUAGCCAGUUCCUAUGUCGCCAGAGAUCAUUUUUGGGCAUUGUUGCUGACGCGGGGGCUUGUGGGGGUCGGUGAGGCCAGUUACUCCACCAUCGCUCCCACCAUCAUUGCAGACCUCUUCAUCAAGGAGAAGAGAACCGCCAUGCUCUCUGUCUUCUACUUUGCCAUUCCUGUGGGCAGUGGCUUGGGCUAUAUAGUGGGAUCAGCAGUGGAUAAAAGGGCGAGAGACUGGCACUGGGCUCUGAGGGUUACACCUGCGCUGGGACUUUUAGCUGUGCUGCUGUUGAUUUGUGUGGUGAAGGAGCCCAAGCGUGGUGCUAUAGAAUCUCGACCCGAACGCACCCUGCACAGGACCAGCUGGCUUGCUGACAUGAAAGCUCUCUUCAAGAAUAAGAGUUUUGUUCUGUCGACGUUUGGUUUUACGGCAGUGGCUUUCGUCACAGGAUCACUUGCUCUUUGGGCUCCUGCCUUCCUCUUCAGAGCAGCAGUCUUCACUGGGGAGAAGCAGCCAUGCAUCCAGGAGCCCUGUGACACCUCUGACAGUCUGUAUUUUGGCAUCAUCACGUGUGUGACGGGAGUGUUGGGUGUAGGGAUGGGUGCCGCAGUCAGUCAGCAUCUGAGGAAAAGAACACCACGUGCAGAUCCACUGGUGUGUGCUGCUGGCCUCCUCCUCGCUGCUCCCUUCCUUUAUCUGUCAAUCGUCUUUGCCCAGGGCAGCACCAUAGCUACCUAUGUCUUCAUCUUUUUUGGUGAGAUGUUCUUGUCUAUGAACUGGGCCAUUGUGGCUGACAUCCUUCUGUAUGUUGUCGUCCCCACGCGGCGCUCUACCGCAGAGGCAUUCCAGAUUGUCCUCUCUCACCUGCUGGGAGAUGCUGGGAGUCCCUACCUCAUAGGAGUGGUGUCCGACUCACUGAAACAGGCGGACUCUUACAUGUGGCAGUUCCGCUCCUUGCAGAUCUCCCUCCUGCUCUGUUCUUUUGUUGCCGUCGUGGGCGGAGGUUUUUUCCUCACUACAGCCAUUUUUAUUGAAAAAGACAGACACCUUGCAGAGAACUAUGUUCCCUCAGAUGAUUCACCGAUUAUUGUCCCUAAGAGAGGAAGAUCCACCAAGGUGCCAGUGUCGAGUGUUUUAAUUUGAGCGAAAAAAGGACAUGGAAGAAUCUGGAGAUGUUCAUCAUACUGAAGGAAGUAGAUGGAUGUGCCUGAUCUUAGCACCGCUACUGGACUAGUAUGGGUUGAAUAGAGUCACUGAUUGAAAUUUCACCCCUUCAGGGAUUUUUAGGAUAAUAUAUUAUGUGUUAUGGUUAUAUUAUUAACACCUUUAUCAUUUUGGGGAACAUGGCUAACAGUCAGAAAUUGUGACAUGGCACUUCUGGAGGACUUGUUUUCUUGGAGCAUUUAGCAUUCCAGCAUUUAAAGAAGAGCUGCGUCUCUUACUGAGGAAACCUGAAUGCUGUGGAAUUAUGGGAAAUAGUCUGGAAGAACACAUGAUCUAGGAAGAAGUUAAAAAGCACAAACUGUGUUUUAAACCUCAAGCCAAAAGGAGGAGAUUUUAACCUUUUGUUGUUGUUUUUUUUUUAACCAACUUUAUUUCCGUUUGUUUUAAUUAAUCUGAUGUACAGACUAAUGUAACUUAACAGAAAUUAUUUUCCUGUGCAUUCUGUAAUCACACUAUAUAAUCUCAAUGACUUGACUAUGCAUUGACCUGUAAUGUUACGUUACCUCAAUCACAUUUAUACAUGCUGUAAUAUUUCAAUACGUCACACAUACUAAUUCAGAUCUAGGUCAUUUUCUUUGUUUUUGUUUAGGUUGAACUCCAAAAAAAAGUCAUUCCUUUUUCUUUCUUUUUUUUUUUAUUUUAAUAAAUUUUUUUAAGAACACUAAUGGGGUAUGUAAGAAGCGUUUUACUGUUUUGGAGGAGCUGUAAUUUUGGAAUGACGAAGGUUGGCAAAGCAUGUUUCUUUUUUUUUAACCAUUAAAUUAUGCUUCAGCUCA
Molecule: messenger RNA, 2598 nt
Organism: Tachysurus vachellii
Lineage: Eukaryota; Metazoa; Chordata; Actinopteri; Siluriformes; Bagridae
Gene: spns1
Product: SPNS lysolipid transporter 1, lysophospholipid
Exons: 13
Coding region: 224-1741 (505 amino acids)
Biological process (GO): transmembrane transport
Cellular component (GO): membrane
Molecular function (GO): transmembrane transporter activity
Source: RefSeq, a predicted model, not a curated record